This is a messenger RNA of Xiphophorus hellerii (green swordtail), 4866 nucleotides long. It is a transcript of the gene prnpb, whose product is annotated as prion protein b. Bases 230 to 2524 code for a protein of 764 amino acids. The transcript is spliced from 3 exons. Gene Ontology annotation, biological process: protein homooligomerization. Lineage: Eukaryota; Metazoa; Chordata; Actinopteri; Cyprinodontiformes; Poeciliidae. The record is from RefSeq and is a predicted model, not a curated record. Gene Ontology annotation, cellular component: membrane.
AACAUCUGAUUAAAGUUUUGAUCCGGACAGAUCACUUCAUAUUCUCUGUUAAAGAUGUUGAACAAAAAGACGAAUCUGUGCAAACGAAUCUGCCUGGAAAACGGAUUUCUGCCUCUUAAUUUAUUCACACUGGGUCACAUCAGAGGCAGGAGGGGCUGAAACUUAAGGAGAGCAGAGGACGGACGGGAAACUGUUCUGUUUGCUGCCGUGCUGAGAGCUCAGAGUAAAGAUGAAGCUUUUAGCCUUCCUGUGUCUGUCCGUUCUCUUAGCUCACAUUCAUCUCUCAGCGGCAGGCAAAAUCAAACUGUCGAAGACUUUUAAGAUGACAAAGAUAAAAACUAAUCUGGAUGCCAAAACUAAACAUUCAAUCCUGAAUAAGGCCAAAAAUCCCACUUCAAAUAAAGGAAGUUACCCUAAGCAACCAGAACGAGGCUAUCCUCAGUACCCAGGAAGACAACCUCAAUAUCCAGCGAGAGGUUAUCCUCAGUACCCAAACCAACAUGGAGGUUCUCCUUACCAUGGAAGCUACCCUCACUACCCACAGUAUCCUGCCGGCCAUUACCCAGCUCCCGGGUAUGGGGGAGGUUAUGGAAACUAUCCAGGUAGCUACAUCAACCACAACCCAAACAACAGGAUCCUGAGCCCUCACUACGGUGGGAGUUUUGGAUAUGGUGGUUAUGGAGGUGGGGGUGGUUCUCCCUUCUCUCACUCAGUUCAGAAAAUGGGAUUUUCUCCGUCUGAUCAAUCCAAAGGGUUCGGACGCAGUGCGGCAAUGGCGGCGGAUGGAAGGGUAAUGAUAGGAAUGGCCCUGGGCUACGGAUUAGGGAAGUUUCCCCGUCCCAAUUUCCACUUCCACAACCCCCACCAGAGGCAUUACUACAACUUCUACAUGUACAGGCAAUACGGUAUGAAAUCCUCUGACAGGAACGACUACAGCAGGGACUACAAGUUCAAUCAACCACCUGAGGAAUUUGACAAGUUCAUGGCCUCCUGCAUGAAUAGGACGGACCUUCUGCUAGGAGAGAACCAGAGGUCAGAAACCAAACCACUGACCACCACAACAACAACAACUUCUGCAACUAACACAACUACUACCACAAGAAGCAACAUCACUGCAGCGGAGAACGUCUCCUUCACCGAAAAUUCAACCAACAACCCUCUCAAUGAGUCUGAUGUUACAAAUCUGAAUGUUUCACAGACUCUCCAGAACAACGAGACGGACGAUGACACAGUCAGUAUUGUGGAAAUUGGCUACCCAGCGUUGAUCAACCAGAUGAAGAUGAAAAGAUGUACGGAGCUUUACGUCGUUCACUCUGAAAAACACUUGAAGAAAAAUAAACAGUCUUCACCUCACAGUGGGAAAGAAAGCCUGCAGAUGGGGCGGCAAGGGCUACUUUUUGUAUUCAUGAGCACAACUAUGAUGUCAAUGCUGCACAAUUAUGUGAAGAUGCAGCUUAAGUCUUCUCUACUGUGCCUUCUUUUGUUUCACUUUCCUUUCCUAUUGGCCAAAAGAGGUGGAAGCUUAGGGAAGGGCCUUGGUGGAAGAAAGGGGUCCACACCCAGCCGAAGUGGCACUAGCAGCAACACAUGGUACAAAAGCAAUCAGGGCUCCAAUACUCAGGGUGGACAACCCAAACAGCCAAAACAAAGCAACCAGGGAGGAUACCCAGGUGGUUACCCCAGGCAGCAGGGUGGAGGCUACUACAACCCUUAUGGAGGAAUGGGGUCACCAUAUAGCAACAGAGGGUACCCAGGUGGAUACAUCAAUGCCAACCCAAAUAAUAAAAUUUUAAGCCCUCGCUAUGGUGGCAGCUUUGGCUACGGAGGGUAUGGCUCCAGGGGUGGCUCUCCAUUUUCCCAGUCAGUCCAGGGAAUGGGUUUCUUCCCUAACAGAAACUCCAGAGGGUUUGGGCGCUCAGCAAUGAUAGCAGCGGGUGGAGGGGCUGUGGCGGGGAUGGCCCUGGGUUACGGAUUGGGAAGGUUCCCCCGGCCCGAUUUUCAUUUUCACAACGCCCAACAAGAGUACUACUACAACCACUACAUGUACAGGAAAUAUGGUACCCGUUCAACUGACGCCAACGACUACAGCAGAGACUAUCGCUUCAAUACUCCCUCAGGAAACUACGACGACUUCAUGGACGACUGCAUGAAGAGAAUUGACCUGUCUGCAGAGAGUCAAAAGCCACUAAGUAAACCAACCAGCAGGACCCCAAGUAGAGCGUCCACCCCUUUAACCAACAACACGACAAACACCACCACACCUUCAAGUCCAUCGUCACAGGAAUCCAGCAGUGCUGAAGACGACGACACAGUCAGCAUAGUAGAGAUUGGCUAUCCGGCACUGAUCGAGCAGCUAAAGGUCAGGAAGUGCUUGGAGCGAUACAUGGUUAACUCUGAUCAAUACUUAGUGAGACAGAAUGGAGGAGCUCAGGCGCUGACGUUGGGCCUGCCGGGGGUUUUAUCUGCAGCCUUUGCUACAACAUUGAUGAUAAUUAAUAGCAACAUAAUAAUGUUGCUGCACUGACAGCAUUUGCAGGGUAAAUCAGUUGAGAUUUUGCCAUCCUCCUCUCUACCUGGAAGAAUAUUAAAACAUGGAAGUAGAAAAAAGCUUCUUUUACAUUGCAAAAACAGUCUUACCAAGUAUUUUUGUCUAGUAUGGAGAAAAAUGUGUCAGUAAAAUAAUCGACCAGUGGAACUAAUCCUUUUUUAAAAUCUGUAUUAAGAAAUAUUGACUUAAAGCAAGCUCCUAUAUCUUGCUGAAGAGUUACCCGUAAGUAAAUUUAGUCUUAUUUCAAAUUUUCUAUGAUAUUUGCACUAGAAACUAUACAAAAUACUUGGUAAAAUUUUGUGCUUUUGCAGUAAUACAGGCUUUUUAACCAACAAGGCAUGAAACACCAUGAGAUUCACAUGGUAUGAUAAUGUUACCAAUGUAUAGAUAUUUAUUGCUACUUCAUAUAUAUAGUAAUAUUCUUUCUGCUGUGUCUUUAUGGAGUAACACGCCUAUGUAGUCGCUCUACAGAAUGCCACUCAGAACUUGAUGACUGGUGAUCCUUUUGUUUCCUUGAUAUGACUGCCCAGAAUGUCCUGACCAAACUUGUGAAUAAGAGUGUUUUCACACCUUAUAGUCCAGGAGACUCGGUUCGAUUGGUGACCAAAAUUGCAACAUUUGUUAAAUUUUCAUCCACACUGUGUCAAAGGAACUACACCGUUUGACAAACCUGUUUGCCGCCUCGCCUGUGGUGGCGCUGCACCAGGAACCACUGAAGGAGACAUGAGUGGAAACAAAACGGAAACAAAAAUGAAGUGGAGUCAAAUUUUAGCAGUUGUAGGGUUUCUCUUUAGUCUUUGGUAAAAGCCCACUAGAUAUUUCUCCCACUAUUGCUAGAGUCGUGCAUUUAUUUCGGUUGUAUUUACCCAGAAUGCCCUGCGCUGUAGUUCGUUUCCUGCUUUUGGAGCUGACUCCAGUCUGCUUGGUGAACCGCGCUAGAGUUCACUUCAAUUGAACCAAGGCCGAGGUUUGUAGGCAGACCUACAGAGUUUGAUUGUGCGUUCACACCAACUCAAACAAACUGGACUCAAACAAACUGGACUUAGUAGUCAAACUACCUAGACUUUGAUUAGAGCGUCACUCUAUGAAAAAGCUUGCUAUAUUUAACCAACGGACAAAUUUGUAUCAUUCUUGACUUGAAUUUAUGGGCCACACACAAUCAGUCCAGGACUACAAUUGGCCCCUGAGCCACACUUUGGACACCUCUGGGUUAGAGUUUCCUGAAUCUUCUGCUUGCUAUGGAUGAAGAUGAUUAUGAAGUAAUUGUGGGAAAUUUUAGCUUUAAGAGAAAAAGCCACAGUGAAUUAUGGCUCACAAAGAAGAUUUCAAAUACACCACAACUUUUAAAAUAAUAUAUUCUUUAACAACUUUUUAAUUUGGUUUUAACAAUUGACUGUAAAGUUUUAUUAUUUAUACAAAAGUUGCUUCAUUUUGGGACCAAGGCUGAAAUUGUUACAAAUGUCUUGCACCAGUAAUAUACCCAUGUUGCCUUUCUCUUUGUAUAAUAAAAACAAUUUGUACUUUGAUUUUUAUUUUUAAAUUUUUGUUAAUCUAAACUGAUUCAGGGCAAAAUUCACCAUUUCAGUUUAGUAUUUUGAGUGUUUUUAAACGUAGCUGCGUCUGCCUCUGACUUUCAGGGCUUUUUAUAUCAGGAUUUCCUCCAGAUCACGAUAGAAAUGUCUUUAUCAAGGAGAAUUAGUUUUAAUACAUUUCUGAUUAUCACCUGUUUAUAUCUCGUAGUGUCCAACAUGGCAACAGUAACCUGUGAUUGGUGGUUUAUUGGGCUUUUUUUUAUUUAAGUCUGAAUGUUUUUGUAUUUUUUUUAAUCAGUGCAGAAACUGAAGACACUGUGUAAGGUUAUCUCAAUUUAUUCAGUAACAGGAAAUACACCUUCAUAUCAGUUUGUUUUCUGUUUUUUACAUAACUCGUUGGAAAAAACAAAACCCAAUGAAACUUUAAUAGAAGAAUGUACCCUCAGCUCAUUGUUUUGAAUGUGAAUGUAUCUUCAUUAAUGACCAAAUGUGUUUGUUUUGUGCAAAGUAUCAGAAAUGUAAACAUUUUAUGUCUGUGAUUUUAAAUGUAUUGGUAAAUGUAUUUGUUGUCAAUGCUAUGAUAAAAACAAUGCAGCCAACGCCAUAAUUUAGGUUACAAAGGGGUAAAUUCAGACUCUUUUUAACACAUCAGUCCAUAUCCUGUGGCCACUAGAAGGCGCUGUCACACAGAAACAUUUAAUGUAAACAUUUUCUUAUUCUGCUGAUAAAUGUCCUGCUCUUAGUGUUUGUCUUCUCUAAUAAACUUAACUUCUAGUGAUUCCCUGA